Messenger RNA from Piliocolobus tephrosceles (Ugandan red Colobus), 2867 nucleotides. RefSeq names its product threonyl-tRNA synthetase 1 (gene TARS1). The transcript has 19 exons. Gene Ontology annotation, cellular component: cytoplasm; mitochondrion. Gene Ontology annotation, biological process: threonyl-tRNA aminoacylation. Lineage: Eukaryota; Metazoa; Chordata; Mammalia; Primates; Cercopithecidae. The record is from RefSeq and is a predicted model, not a curated record. The coding region runs from base 328 to 2499 and encodes 723 amino acids. Gene Ontology annotation, molecular function: threonine-tRNA ligase activity; ATP binding.
GUCAGCGGAGAGUAGGCAGGUAGCUUCUGCAGUAGCUCCUCCUCACCUGCCACAACCUGAUUUCCUAGAAGGGCUCUGUCAUCCAAAAAGAUUUUCCAUUGGCUUAGAGGAGGGAGGGCCUGUCUUCCCCCGUUAUCCAUUGGCUACCCGUUCCGCCGCAAGUUGGGGGCGGGGUUAGGGCGCCUUGCGAUUACAUCAGCUGGUCCAGUGGAGGCCAAGUGGCGCAAGCGCAGUGUUCCCGGGCGCUACCCAACCUGCGACCCGCGUCUUUGCUCUUCUCCUCUAGGCCAUCGCUUUCGGGUUCUCUGAUCGCUUCGUUGUUCGCCAAUGUUUGAGGAGAAGGCCAGCAGUCCUUCAGGGAAGAUGGGAGGCGAGGAGAAGCCGAUUGGUGCUGGUGAAGAGAAGCGAAAGGAAGGAGGCAAAAAGAAGAACAAAGAAGGAUCUGGAGAUGGAGGUCGAGCUGAGUUGAAUCCUUGGCCUGAAUAUAUUUACACACGUCUUGAGAUGUAUAACAUACUAAAAGCAGAACACGAUUCCCUUCUGGCAGAAAAGGCAGAAAAAGAUAGCAAGCCAAUUAAAGUGACUUUGCCUGAUGGUAAACAGGUUGAUGCGGAAUCUUGGAAAACUACACCAUAUCAAAUUGCCUGUGGAAUUAGUCAAGGCCUGGCUGACAGCACCGUUAUUGCUAAAGUAAAUAAUGUUGUGUGGGACCUGGACCGCCCUCUGGAAGAAGAUUGUACCUUGGAGCUUCUCAAGUUUGAGGAUGAGGAGGCUCAGGCAGUGUAUUGGCACUCCAGUGCUCACAUAAUGGGUGAAGCCAUGGAAAGAGUCUAUGGUGGAUGUUUAUGCUAUGGUCCACCAAUAGAAAAUGGAUUCUAUUAUGACAUGUACCUCGAGGAAGGGGGUGUGUCUAGCAAUGAUUUCUCUUCUCUGGAGUCUUUAUGUAAGAAGAUCAUUAAAGAAAAACAAGCUUUUGAAAGACUGGAAGUUAAGAAAGAAACUUUACUGGCAAUGUUUAAGUACAACAAGUUCAAAUGUCGGAUAUUGAAUGAAAAGGUGAAUACUCCAACUACCACAGUCUAUAGGUGUGGCCCUUUGAUAGAUCUCUGCCGGGGUCCUCAUGUCAGACACACGGGCAAAAUUAAGGCUUUAAAAAUACACAAAAAUUCUUCCACAUACUGGGAAGGCAAAGCAGAUAUGGAGACUCUGCAGAGAAUUUAUGGCAUUUCAUUCCCAGAUCCUAAAAUGUUGAAAGAGUGGGAGAAGUUCCAAGAGGAAGCUAAAAACCGAGAUCAUAGGAAAAUUGGCAGGGACCAAGAACUAUAUUUCUUUCAUGAACUCAGCCCUGGAAGUUGCUUUUUUCUGCCAAAGGGAGCCUACAUUUAUAAUGCACUUAUUGAAUUCAUUAGGAGUGAAUAUAGGAAAAGAGGAUUCCAGGAGGUAGUCACCCCAAACAUUUUCAACAGCCGACUCUGGAUGACCUCGGGUCACUGGCAGCACUACAGUGAGAACAUGUUCUCCUUUGAGGUGGAGAAGGAGCUGUUUGCUUUGAAACCCAUGAACUGCCCAGGACACUGCCUUAUGUUUGAUCAUCGGCCAAGGUCUUGGCGAGAACUGCCUCUGCGGCUAGCUGAUUUUGGGGUACUUCAUAGGAAUGAGCUGUCUGGAGCACUCACAGGACUCACCCGGGUACGAAGAUUCCAGCAGGACGAUGCUCACAUAUUCUGUGCCAUGGAGCAGAUUGAAGAUGAAAUAAAAGGUUGUUUGGAUUUUCUACGUACGGUAUAUAGCGUAUUUGGAUUUUCUUUUAAACUGAACCUUUCUACUCGCCCGGAAAAAUUCCUUGGAGAUAUUGAAGUAUGGGAUCAAGCUGAGAAACAACUUGAAAAUAGUCUGAAUGAAUUUGGUGAAAAGUGGGAGUUAAACUCUGGAGACGGAGCUUUCUAUGGUCCAAAGAUUGACAUACAGAUUAAAGAUGCGAUUGGGCGGUACCACCAGUGUGCCACCAUCCAGCUGGAUUUUCAGUUGCCCAUCAGGUUUAAUCUUACUUAUGUAAGCCAUGAUGGUGAUGAUAAGAAAAGGCCAGUGAUUGUUCAUCGAGCCAUCUUGGGGUCAGUGGAAAGAAUGAUUGCUAUCCUCACGGAAAACUAUGGGGGCAAAUGGCCCUUUUGGCUGUCCCCUCGCCAGGUAAUGGUAGUUCCAGUGGGACCAACCUGUGAUGAAUACGCCCAAAAGGUACGGCAACAAUUCCACGAUGCCAAAUUCAUGGCAGACAUUGAUCUGGAUCCAGGUUGUACAUUGAAUAAGAAGAUCCGAAAUGCACAGUUAGCACAGUAUAACUUCAUUUUAGUUGUUGGUGAAAAAGAGAAAAUCAGUGGCACCGUUAAUAUCCGCACGAGAGACAAUAAGGUCCACGGGGAACGCACCAUUUCUGAAACUAUGGAGCGGCUACAGCAGCUCAAGGAGUCCCGCAGCAAACAGGCAGAAGAAGAAUUUUAAUGAAAAAAUUGCCCAGAUUGGCCCCAUGGAAAAGGAGGAGCAGUGUUUCCAUAACAUUUACUUUGUACUCUGAAAACGUCAGUUUAUGUUGAACUUGGAGGAGUUUGGCAGAGUCUGAGUAGGUCAACCUGCAGGCAUAACUAUUUUUGACCUAGUCAGUUUUUAAACAAUGUGCAUUUGAAGGAGUUAAUUAAAAGAGCCAAUAAAAUGAUUUUACUCAUUCAGUAUCUGAGUACUGGAAAUGCUUUAGUAUAAUGAGGGAGAACUUUUUUGUAAAUUUAAUGCAAUUGAAAAAGUUUUAAAUUCAAUUAAGAUGACUAGAAUUGGAUUAUGGUGUAAAAAUAAAAAAAAAAAAUUUAUUCACAUAA